Messenger RNA from Ipomoea triloba (trilobed morning glory), 2694 nucleotides. RefSeq lists its product as uncharacterized. The record is from RefSeq and is a predicted model, not a curated record. Lineage: Eukaryota; Viridiplantae; Streptophyta; Magnoliopsida; Solanales; Convolvulaceae. Bases 368 to 2365 code for a protein of 665 amino acids. The transcript has 2 exons.
UAAGGAUGUGUUUGGUGGAUAUGUUUAGUUAUUAGGAAUGAGUAUCAAUUCAAGUCAAUUCUUAUUGUUUGGUUGACAAGUUUUUAGAACAUUAUUACUAUACUCUUUAAUUAUUGCAAAAUCAUUCCCUAAUAAAAUAAGAGUUUCAUCCUCUUCCUCUUCACUCAAUUGCUUCCCCAACUAUUUAAUAAUCAUUUCAAUCCCACCAUACUACCAAACAUACAAAAUACUUUCACCAAAAUCUAUUACCACAUAGUCAUUUGGAUUCCGAUUCCAUGUGCAAACCAAAUACACUCUAAAUUGUAUAUAUGAUACUUAUAAGUAACGUUGAGUGAAUUGAUAUGAUGGAAUAGAAACUUGGGGAGCGAUGAAGACGCCUGCAUUUAUAAAGGACAUGUUGGAGCUGGAAAAAUGGAACAUCCAAAUCUAUGUUAUGGCUAGCCUUGUGUUCCAAAUGAUACUGAUCCACCUUGCGCCGAUGAGAAGAUGGACAAACAACGGAUUCAUGUAUUUGGUGAUCUGGGCUGUGUAUUUACUCGCAACCUUCUUUUCCACCUUCGCCUUAUCUCUCAUCUACAACGACGCACCAGAUGAGGUGAAUAAAUCUGACAUUUUUCCUUUCUGGGCGCCCUUUCUGCUUGUCCACCUGGGCGGGCCUCACACCAUCACUGCACUCGCCAUGGAGGACAACAAUUUAUGGCACCGCCAUUUGCUCACCCAAACCGUUCAGGUCUGUUCAGUUUUGGUAGUUUUCUAUCAAUACAAAAUCUUCCAAAGCGAAUGGCUUCUCCCCACGGCCAUUGUUUUCCUCGUCGGAAUCGUCAAGGGCAUUGAGCGCAUCAACUCUCUCCACCUCGCGUCUUUCAAUUACGUCAGGAGGACCAUCCGGCAUUCUGGGAAAACAACGUCGUCGUCGGAUAAUGUUGUUGUUGACGAGUACGAGAUUAUAAGGAGGGGUUUCGAGUUGUACCAAACUUUCAAAGGCUUCAUCAUUGAUCACACCUUUAGGAACAAGGAUGAGUGUGGGACGGGGAGGGAGUGGUUGAGCGAGCUAGGCGAAGAGGAUGCGUUUAAAGUGAUGGAAAUGGAAGUCAACUUCAUGUAUCAGGCCAUGUUCACCAAGAUGAGUUCGGUCCAGUCCUGGAAGCAUAACUACUUGUGGUUAAUCUGGUUCAUAUGGCGGUUUCUUUGUCACGCUUUACUUAUAACCGUGGCGGUUAUCUUCUUCUGCCAUUCCAAAAACCAUCUUAAGCAUGCUGACAUUGUUAUUACGUACUUGUUGCUGGGCGGUGCGGUUGUGCUGGACGAGAUAGCUAUCAUUCAUCUCAUAUUUAGCCACUGGACAAUAGCUAAAAUAACCAGGUCUGCAGGGAGGAAGGAGAAGAAGGCGGUGAGAAGCAGAAUUCUCCCAGUCAUUUAUGGUGGACUGAAAGCUUUUACGGCGAAUAAGUGUUGGUCAGGGAAGAUUAUACAGUACAGUUUGGUGGGGCACUCGUUAAGAGGACGACGGUGCAAAUGGGCAGAGACCAUACUGAACCACUAUUCAGUCAAGGAAGUUAUUGAUUCCGGUCUGCACACUAAAACCGCCAAGGUUGGACCCAGGUUAAAGAAGUUGGUUGUGGAGGACAUCAAAAGGAAGGUGGCGGCAGAAUACGAGGAUGUCGGGAAUCAGGGUCGUCGUCAUGUGGUCAUGGACAUAAUACUGCCCCUCGUUCAGGAAUAUAUUUCCGACGACUAUGCCACGCUUGUGUUAACCUUGCAUGUUGCUACUGAGAUAUGCUACUUCACCACCGGAGAAGGUGAUGAAGAAGACGCAAAAUUGUGCCUACAAAUCUCCCAAUAUUUGGCGUACCUUCUAGUGUUGGAGGGGAAUAUCACGUCCGCGCUGCCGGGAAGUAUAGGAAUUGGAAUGAGAUUCAAAGAUAUUUGUGAGGAACAAGCCCACCACACCUUUAACGACCUCUACGAUACCUUCAAUGCAGCAGGUAUAGGUAAAGGUACUGGUAUAUGGUGUUGGAAACAAACAAGUAGACAGGAAGCCUGCGAAUGCCUGAUAAAAAAGGAGUACAGUAAAUACGAGAAAUCAGUGUUGCCUAAGGCUGUUGAACUUGCAAAGGCAAUGAACACACAAUGUGCAGAUCCAGAAGCUGGCAAUAAUAGUCAGGGGGAGUUUUGGAAAGGUCUGAGUGAAGUGUGGGUAGGGUUGCUGGUCUAUGCCUCCGCCCAUUGUAGAGGAGAUGUUUACUACCUCAACAAAGGUGGGCAGUUUUAUACAUUUGUUCGCCUUUUGAUGGCUCAUUUUGGGCUACAAGAAAGCCUCAAAGGCGAACGUCCAUUUCAACUCCGCAAUGAGAUUCAUUAUUAAUAUACGGAGUAUAUAAUAAUGCUUAUUAUUAUAUUCUUCUGUAUAUAUGUAGAAAAAGUGUACUGUCCAUGGGUGAUCACUGAUCAACUCACUCAUCAUAUCCAAUUAUAUUGGUACGGUGAAAUCAAAGUUAUAUCUUUAAAGUUUAAUUUAUUUUAGGAUGUACAUGAAGUCAGAGUGAGUGAAUGUGCACUGUACCGUACCCUUAUGGCCUUAUUACUAGGUUGUGUCAUUUUUCAUUUAAAUUGUAUAUUGUGUGGUUUUUAUAUGAUUGUUUAUGUAUAUUUAUUUACUAAAUAUCUUUCUAUAAAUAUCUAAUGUUGUUGCUU